Molecule: messenger RNA, 1187 nt
Organism: Xiphias gladius (swordfish)
Lineage: Eukaryota; Metazoa; Chordata; Actinopteri; Istiophoriformes; Xiphiidae
Gene: cebp1
Product: CCAAT/enhancer binding protein (C/EBP) 1
Exons: 2
Coding region: 1-600 (199 amino acids)
Biological process (GO): DNA-templated transcription; myeloid cell differentiation; regulation of transcription by RNA polymerase II
Molecular function (GO): DNA-binding transcription factor activity, RNA polymerase II-specific; RNA polymerase II cis-regulatory region sequence-specific DNA binding
Source: RefSeq, a predicted model, not a curated record
AUGUCUGAUUCCAGGGUGUCCUCUGUCAUCCAGGAGUGGGCAAGCUCGUACCCGGGUCAGGUCCACACCAUGAACCCUAUAACCUCUGGCCAGGCUGGAUCCACCAGUCAGCUGGCUCAGAUGGACAUGAUACCAUACAGCCAGUCUCAGGGAAUGAUGAGGGGGGUUGGCGAGGACAGAGUCGCCGAGCAGAUGAUGGGACUGUCGUACCUGCCGUACUCAACAUCGUGUCUCAGCAACACCUCAAGUGCAGCGAGCACAAACCACCAUCAGAGCAACACCAACACUCAGCAGGACUUCUCUCCCUUCCUCCUGCCAACUCUGAGGGCCCCAGUGACCAAGAGGAGCAUCAGCAAGGACAGCGCAGAGUACCGGCUGAGACGUGAGAGGAACAACAUCGCUGUGAGGAAGAGCCGGGACAAGGCCCGCCGGAGGAUCCUCCUGACCCAGCAGAGAGCCCUGCAGCUGCAGGAGGAGAACCAGAAGCUGCAGAUGAGAAUAGGGCAGCUGACACAGGAGCUGGACACUCUCAAACACAUCCUGUCACAGAGACACCUGCAGGGAGCUGAGGAGGGAGUAUCAGGGGAGUCCAGUAUCUGAACAUAGUCGAAAACCAACUUCUCAUUAACAUCCAGUUCCAGGCAUCACAUCCAUUUCUAGUGUCUAAGCAUAUCUCCAACAUUCAAAGUCAAAUGCCUGUUAGUGUUUUUUUUAAGCUUUCACUAAAGAGGCAAACAUUUGUGAUCAUUUCAAAAAGGCAUGUAGAGGAGUAGAUUUGAAAAUGAAGGCUUUUGUGGGGAUGUAAUGCCAGGUAUAAAGUGGUUAAUUAGAGUUUCAGAUUGUACAAUUGUGAGGAGAGAGAGCAUAACACACUGGCAGGACUGUAGUUUCCACUGAGUACACACUGAGACAUGCUAACCUUUUCAUCUUACGUUAGAGCAGACAAACACACUGUUUAAUCCAUUCCUUACACUUUUGCUCUUGUGUUUUGGUUUUGUGAAGGCUAAAAAAGACACCACCCUCCAAACUCUUUAGAUAAAGAGUAUUGUUUCUUUCAGACGCACUAGAUGCAAAACUUAAACGUGGAGAAAUCCAAAGCUUGACAGGCAUGCUCUCCCUAUUUACAGAUGCUAAGCUGUGAUCAGACAGUUUGUCAACAAAACAGCAUUUUAUGUCGGGAAAUCAAA